AUGAAGGUACCGGUACGACAUUUGAUUACAUGCCUUGCUUUUUGCAAUUACCCAGCGUUAAUCGUUGGCUCAAAAUUAUCACCUACCGAUGUUAUGGGUAAAAUCGAAGAUGUUGAAGUGCUCUUCUCCAAAGAGGGUCCGACACCUGUUGUACUUGAACAUUUUGAUCAUAUAAUUAAGGACGUAAGAUUAUACCUGUCGAGUCAAGUUGUCGACUUAGGACACAACGAAUUGAACAAGUCUUUGACACAACUACUUUUCAAACGUGCUUUGAUUGAAAUCAGUCUCAAGAAGGAAGCCUUGGCCAUAGCUGAUUUACAAGAUGUUUUGAAGUUGGAUCCUUUAAUGAAGCCAGCAGAGAACAAGUUGGUGGAUAUAUUGGUAUCGAGGGGAGAUUUUGCUAAUUUGGAACAAUAUUUGAAAGAUGCCAACAUAUCCAGUGAUUCACCUGCUUGGGAAGCGAUCAAGGUAUUUCAGCAUCACUGGACUUUGUCAGAAAAGCUCUUUAAGGAAAAGAAGUUUGAUGAAUGCUUGAAGGAGCUAAAUGAAGUUGCUGUGGUUAGUAAUAACAACUAUGAUGUUUUUGAACUAUAUUUAAGAGCAAGCUUAGAGUUAUUCAAAAAGGAUUCUUUGAAAAAGAUAAAGUAUUUGGAUGAACCAGAGGUUAGGAUCAACAAAGUAAUUGUCUCGCUGCUAUCCAAAUUGAUAAAGAUUAAUCCAGUCAAAAAUCUACAACACUACACAUUAUUAUCAGAGUUUUACCUCAUCACUGAAGUUCAGUUUGAUCAGGCUUUCAAGACGGUAAAGAGUUGCCUAAGAAUUGAUAACGAUUUCAAAGCAUGUGGUGAGUUAUCAAAAUUCUAUUCCAAAUACGCAAAGUUUUUGCAGGAUUUGGAGAGUUAUUCAAUAAAUAAUGGUCACGUCUACCCCCAAUUGGAAGUGGAGCAUCAAAGCAACUUUGACAAAGAACUCAAUGACUUGAAUUUCAAAGAAAUAAAUGACUUUUUAUUCCAUGAUGCUGUUAAAUUGACCAGAGCUGAACAAAAAAGAUCUUUAAAAGUGAAAACGAAUUUUGAUUAUUUGACUGCAAAAGUUAAAGAAUUGGGGUUAUCCAAUAGUGAAUUGUUAUUCAAUAUAGACUUGACAAAAUUGGCUUGUGAAUCAUUUAUCCAAAUUGGUGAUUACAAGGGUGGUAGAGCAGUCUGUAAACUUGUCAAAGAUAAAGAGUUCUUCCCUCUUGCUGUGCCUGAAAUUGAUCAGUUGUUGAAGAAGAAGGAUUAUCAGGGCGCUGAAAAGAAAUUGCUGCACUUUAAUGGGUACGUUAGAAAUACGCAAUUGUACAAGGAGAAAGUGAGACCUAUUGAAGAGUAUCAGGCAAAGAUUAAUCAAGAAAGGCAGAGGCAGCAACAGCAACAGCAACAGCAACAGCAACAGAAUUAUUAUAGACAACAACAGCAGCAGCAGCAGCAACAGCAACAAAGACAGCAAUACCAACAAUUUAGACAACCCCAAAGUAAACCAAAGACUGACUAUUAUAAGAUCUUGGACAUUGGAAGAGAUGCUGAUGACAAAACUAUUAGAAAAGCAUACAGAACACAAACUCUAAAGUACCAUCCUGACAAAUAUAAAGGCACAGAUUUGACUCCGGAACAAAUUGAGCACAAGAUGCAAGAUGUCAACAAAGCAUAUGAGGUGCUAUCUGAUCCAGAGUUGAGAGAACGUUACGAUCGAGGUGAUGACCCUAAUGAUCCAUUAAACGGUGGUGGGCAACCGCAAUAUCGUGGAUCCAAUGGCGGACAACAGUUCUCAUUCAAUUUCGGAAAUGGUGGUGGCGGUGGUGGUGACUUUUUCCAACAGUUCUUUGGUGGUAUGGGUGGUUUUGGUAGUAGUGGUGGUGGUGCAGGAAACCCAUUUGGAACCCACCAUAAGGUCAAGAUUAAAAAGAAUAAAAAGACAAAGAAGAGGGGCAAUUGA
Messenger RNA from Lodderomyces orthopsilosis Co 90-125, 1974 nucleotides. It is a transcript of the gene JEM1, whose product is annotated as Jem1p. NCBI's taxonomy places the organism in Eukaryota, Fungi, Ascomycota, Pichiomycetes, Serinales, Debaryomycetaceae. The record is from RefSeq and is a predicted model, not a curated record. Gene Ontology annotation, molecular function: protein-folding chaperone binding; misfolded protein binding. Gene Ontology annotation, biological process: protein folding in endoplasmic reticulum. The transcript has a single exon. Bases 1 to 1974 code for a protein of 657 amino acids. Gene Ontology annotation, cellular component: endoplasmic reticulum.